Molecule: messenger RNA, 3268 nt
Organism: Bombus impatiens (common eastern bumble bee)
Lineage: Eukaryota; Metazoa; Arthropoda; Insecta; Hymenoptera; Apidae
Product: N-acetylgalactosaminyltransferase 6-like
Exons: 2
Coding region: 434-2266 (610 amino acids)
Cellular component (GO): Golgi apparatus
Source: RefSeq, a predicted model, not a curated record
UAGACUAAAAUGUUCUUUUUCAAUUUGAAUGAAUUAUCAGAGAAAAAGUUCGUAAACACGAUAUAAUUAGAUAAAAUGAAAUGUUAUAUAUUUCAGUGCAUUUCGAAAAUUCGCGUGACAGUCAACAUGUUAGAGAUAUAAAUGAGCGAUCUACUACAGGAUGUAUGUUUUCAAAUAUAUCGAAUGCAUUCGGUCAUCGAGAACUGCUUCGAUCCUGAAGGAUCGAUCCUCAGUCGACGCGUGGCAACCGUGUCUACUCCAUGUGUUUUAUCACAAAAAUUUAUCCAACACUAAUGUCUCACAUCGAAGAUAGCAACUGAUAAGCUGUAAGCAAAUGCAUAUACAUGAGGUUAGUUUCGUGUAGAUAGUUCACAAAGCCAGUGGCUGGCAGCGGGAUUUCAUAAGUGUCAUCACGCGACAUGAGUGUAUCACGAUGAUGAGAAGAAAUGUUGUGAGCCUGAUAAAGUUCUUCCUUCUGGCGGUUCUCACCGUGUUCCUAACCGUCGUCAUAUUCCGCUAUGUACGAACAUCACCUAACCAUGAAAUCGUGACACCAGUUACCGUAUUGGUGGGCAUUGAAGGUGACAGUCAGAAAAAUUUCGUCGAUUCUAGGCAGAAUCUCAACCAUUUUUAUCAGGACUUGGAUGAAAAGAUAGACUGGCAUGAUUAUAAGACAAUUGAAGAAGACAGGAAAAGAACCGGUAUAGGUGAACAUGGAAAGCCAGCAUUUCUAUCACCAUCUCUCGAUGCAUUGAAGGAAAAGUUGUAUCAGGUAAAUGGUUUUAAUGCUGCGCUCAGCGAUGAGAUCUCAAUGAAUCGCUCAGUACCUGACAUUAGGCAUCCAGACUGUAAGAAAAAGAAAUAUUUAAGAAAUCUUGAUUCAGUUUCUGUGAUAGUUUCCUUCCAUAAUGAACAUUUUAGCACUCUAAUGCGAACUUGUUGGAGUGUGAUUAAUCGUUCACCAGCGUUUCUCCUCAAGGAAAUAAUAUUGGUAGAUGAUGCUAGUACCAAGGUAGAAUUGAAAAAGCCUUUAGAGGAUUAUAUAACCGAACACUUGACAAAAGUGAAAAUUGUAAGACUAGAGGAGCGUUCUGGUUUAAUUAAAGGUCGUUUAGCCGGAGCAAAGAUUGCAAAAGCAAAAGUACUUGUAUUUUUGGAUUCUCAUAGUGAAGCAAAUGUCAAUUGGUUACCACCAUUGCUGGAACCCAUUGCACAGGAUUACAAAACUUGUGUGUGUCCUUUUAUUGAUGUGAUAGCUUAUGAGACGUUCGAAUACAGAGCUCAAGAUGAGGGUGCAAGAGGAGCUUUUGACUGGGAAUUGUAUUACAAACGGUUGCCAUUGCUACCUGAAGAUCUUCAAAACCCAACAGAGCCAUUUAAAAGUCCAGUAAUGGCAGGUGGUCUGUUUGCCAUUAGUGCAAAAUUCUUUUGGGAACUAGGUGGAUAUGAUCCAGAAUUAGAUAUAUGGGGAGGUGAACAGUAUGAGCUAUCGUUUAAGAUAUGGCAAUGUGGAGGUCAAAUGUACGAUGCCCCUUGUUCAAGAGUAGGUCAUAUUUAUAGAAAGUUCCCACCUUUCCCUAAUCCAGGAAAGGGAGACUUUUUGGGAAAGAAUUAUAAGAGAGUAGCAGAAGUAUGGAUGGAUGAAUAUGCAGAAUAUAUCUAUACAAGACGUCCGCAUUUGAGGUCGUUGAAUCCUGGAAACUUAAAAGAGCAAAGAGAUUUGAGAGCUAGAUUACAUUGUAAACCAUUCAAAUGGUUUAUGGAAAACAUAGCUUUCGAUCUUGUCGAUGUGUACCCUCCUGUCGAGCCUGACGACUUUGCAUCUGGAGAAAUUCGUAACAUGGGUGUGCCAGAACUGUGCCUAGACUCAAAAAAGCGAAAAAAGGACGAACUUGUUGUAGUUGAUACCUGCAUAAAGGAUAAUCCCAAAAUUAUAGGAGAACAAGAAUUCAAACUAACUUGGCAUAAAGACAUUAGGCCAAAGGAUCGUACAGAAUGUUUGGAUGUUUCUAGAGGAGGUGCAAAGGCUCCAGUCACUUUGUAUCCUUGCCAUGGAGGCCAAGGAAAUCAAUUAUGGCGUUACAACGUUGAAAAACAAUGGCUGAUGCACGGUUAUACGUCGAGGUGCUUGGACACAGAUCCAGCAAGCAAAAAAGUCUUUGCAGCGAAAUGUGAUUCGUCUUCUGCUACACAAAAGUGGAGAAUCGAGAAAGUAAAUAUGAAAGCUAUUAAUAACUGGGAUAACGUGGGACCCAAACGACAUUAAUUCCUCUGCCUUUUAUUGCCGUAACUUUCUUAGUCUCUAAACGUCUGAUGUUUAAUUAUAUGUAUAUGUAUAUAAACUUAUGUUCCAUUUUUAUUAACUAGUCAUCUAAAAUCGUAAUAUUUGAGUUCAGUUUGUAUCCAUCAAAAUACGAAUUUUGAGAUUUGCGAGCUUUAUUUAUAUAAUACAACACGAUGAUAAUAUUACUCUUUUUUUUAAAGCAGUCCUUACAGUAUUUCCAUGGUAACGCAUUUCUUGACGCAUUUCUAUCACUGUAAAUAUUGUACGAAUCCUCUGUUGUGCCUUAAACGUAUAGCUGCAUUUAGAAUAUAUACGAAUAUAUCUCAUAAUUAUAAUGAUUACUUUAUAAAGUAACUUCGCUUCAAAGCUCAAUUUUUAUCUAUUAUGGAUUAUUUUUUAUUAAUACAGUAUAUAUUUAAGGGUUACAAACGGACUGAUCGACAGAAAAAAUUUCUUUAUUGCCAAAUUUCUCAAGGAGCUAAUUAAGUUCUUUCGACUGAAAUAGAAUAUACUAUUAUAAUGUACGACCGAACCGGCAGACGAAUAAAUUGUUUCCUGUACAAUUAUAAAAUAAAAAAUUCUACAAUCGAAACACGGCUAAGCAAUAAUAAGUGACUUUUUUAAACAAGUGACAAUGCCUGCAAACAUAUCAUCUUAUUGCAUAUAUAAUGAAUUACCGAGCAUUUAACUUUUUAUACAGUCUAAUGCGAUUUUUUAUAUAUAUUUGUACCUAAAUAAUGAAAAGACAACAAUUUAAUUUCUGUACAGACUCGAAUAAAUUAAAACAAACAAAAAAAUUAUCUAUUUUAUAGGAAAUCAUGUACUUGUUUAUUCAAUUUUACCGUGCUCUACGUUGUAACAUUUUACAAACAUGAAAAGUUCGAAUGUGAUCGUCGCUGACUAACCGAACACAACACGCGUUUGUGAUUGCAACUAUUUUUGUAAAAUAUUUGCAUAAGUUAAUAAACAUUUUUACUAAAUCUA